AUGCCAUAUAAAUGUUAUGUAGCAAUCAGAUUGGAUUGGUCUAUAUGUAGUCAACAACAUCCGUUGAAGAUGAAAUUGAAUGUUGCCAUAAACUUGUGGAAACGAAUGCAAUGUUUGACUACAACGGAUGAAGAUUUUCGAUUCUUAUUCAAAAGGUUAUUGUUUGAAAACAAUUUUCCAAAACCGUUGACAAAUCGCAUCAUCAACAACAAUAAUAACACACAAAUACACAAUAAUCCACCCACAGUUGAUGUUGUUUUUCGUCCUAUGGUGUACAUUGAAGGUUUAUCAAAUCGAAUCAAGAAAAUCAUCAAUAAGAAAAUUCCUAAUGUAAAAUUUGGUUUCAAGCCUCAAAAUAGAGUGAAACAGUUUUUUACAAACUUGAAAGAUAAGAUUGCGAAGAAAGAAAAGAGGAAUUUGAUUUACCAAAUUGAUUGCCAAUGCAACAAGUCAUAUGUGGGUCAAACUACACAAAUGUUGCACAAAAGAUUGAUAACAAUCUACGAGAUUUGUCAUAACCGCAUGUUGUUCAACAACUCAAUGCUUAGUGAAUGCAUAAUUUUUCUUUAUGAACUUGGUGAUUCAAGACGAAAACCUAAUAAUUUUGUCUAUAUGUAG
Messenger RNA from Clunio marinus, 618 nucleotides. The record is from the annotation of a GenBank genome assembly. Lineage: Eukaryota; Metazoa; Arthropoda; Insecta; Diptera; Chironomidae.